Messenger RNA from Xenopus laevis (African clawed frog), 2816 nucleotides. RefSeq lists its product as uncharacterized. NCBI's taxonomy places the organism in Eukaryota, Metazoa, Chordata, Amphibia, Anura, Pipidae. The record is from RefSeq and is a predicted model, not a curated record. Bases 467 to 1444 code for a protein of 325 amino acids. The transcript is spliced from 4 exons.
UCUUUUAUGUCCCUCUUUCUAUUUUCCAAAUGUUGGGAGGUAUGUUGCUGGCACCCCAUCAGAGGGGGUGAUUUGGCCUAAAUCAGGGAUAAGUAGCUGUUCUCCAAAACGUGUGUUAUUAAAAACUAGUGGUAUUAUUGCCAAACAUCAUAAAAACUAGUGGUAUUACGUCCAGAGCCAUCAGAUUGGAAACCACACACAUUGCUUUGGGAAAUAAAAUAGCCUAGGCUUUAACGUGCGCCUUUCCAUAGAGUUUAACAUGAUUUAACCGGCUCCCGCUGCCCAAAAGCUUCAUAGCAACGGUUGCUAAGUAAGCGAGAAUCGUCUUGCUUCGUGGGCGUUACCGGAAGCGCCUGUGGCUUUUGACGUAGGAAUGUAGAAGUGAAGUGUUUUGGUUUCGUUUCCUGGCUCAGUUGAGGCAGUCGCUUUACUGUCUCCUUCCCAGCGGCUUCUCGACUCUGUGACCAUGGUGGGUCUGAAUAGCAGGGAGAAGGCGGGAUGCCGGCAGCUGCUGGGAGAGAUGGAGACUCCUGACUUGAUGUCUCUGGCUGAGACCGUCACUAAUCGCAUGAUUCAAGUGUAUAGCAGGGGUGAGGCGCUGGAUGCGAUAUUAACGUACAGCGAGACUGCGGCUGAUCUCCUGAGGCGCAAGAAGGUUUACCGUGACGUCAUAUUUAAGUACCUGGCCUCAAAGAAAAUAACCAUGGCCCCUUCUAGCGAUAAAAAUCAGCUUAUCCAGCGUGCCCUGGAGUUCUGGACAGAAUCUGGUGUUUCCUCAGCGCCUAAGAGGAAUAACGGAGAUAAGCAAAUCUCAAUGCCCUCACAGGUUCGCAGUAUAACUAUGACAUGGUCCCAGAUCCAGCACUGCCCUGCAGAAGGUGUAGCUGAAACUUUCCAAUCCAGGGAAAAGGAAAAGAGCAAUGACCCCUCACAUCGCAGUUCACUUGACUGUUACGCGCUUGGAGAACAUUUCUGCAGGUGGUUUUACGAACUCCUAAACUCACAGAAUCCAACACUUGGCCUUGCAAAUGGUGAGUGGGGACUUCAGCACUUCUGGGAGAAUGCCAUGUUUAAAUUUGCCUAUCGUACAAUAGGAGACUAUACAGAAGAACACUGCGGGGCCCUGAUGACAAGCUUGCGCCUGCUCGCGCUCACACGGGAGGAGAGACUACUGUUCAACCCAAACAUUGCAUCCGAGGGAUUGAAAUGUGCCACUUGUCCAUAUGGUUUGGUGGUUGUGGCAGUGGCUGGUACAAUCCACAAGGACAACCAAUAUCUGGGUUUAUUUGAACAUAUCUUUGGGCUUAUUCGCUGCCCAGCUACUGACAAGUGGAAGAUCAAAAAUGUUAAUCUGAAUAUCCUGGGACAGAGUGCCAUGUGUUCAUCAGCACUGAGACCUUCUAUUCAAUACAAGAUUAGCGAUUUAGAAAAAUUUUAUAACUAAAGGUUAUUUUCUCCGUCUUUUUAAUACAAAAACAUUUCACAUUGCCAGUCCUAAGAAGAUCUGAAUCGAAACGGAAAUUCCAAAUAUUGUAAUACCUUAUUUUUUCCUUGAAUUCAUUCAAGAAAAUCUUUUUUUUUAAUGUGUGUAAGCUGUGCUUUUCAUGGAUUCGUUGAAUAACAAACUCCCUUCACUUUAUAAAGGGGUGAUUCCCCUUUAAGUUAUCUUUUAGUAAAUUAUAGAAUGGCCAGUUCUGAGAAACUUUUCAAUUGGUCUUCAUUAUUUAUUUUUUUAUAGAUUUUUAAUUAUUUGCCGCCUUCUUCUUACUUUUACCAGCUUAACAGCUGUACUGCUACAAUUUUAUUGUUAUUGCUACUUUGCUUUACUCAUCUUUCUAUCCAGACCUCUCCUAUUAAUAUUCCAGUCUCUUAUUCAAAUUCAGCAGUCUGCAAUAUCCUGCAAUCUGGUUGCUAGGGUGCAAAUCACCCUAACAACCAGAUUGCAGGAUAUUGCAGACUGUACUGCUACAAUUUUAUUGUUAUUGCUACUUUGCUUUACUCAUCUUUCUAUCCAGACCUCUCCUAUUAAUAUUCCAGUCUCUUAUUCAAAUUCAGCAGUCUGCAAUAUCCUGCAAUCUGGUUGCUAGGGUGCAAAUCACCCUAGCAACCAGAUUGCAGGAUAUUGCAGACUGCUGAAUAGUAUAAUAAGUACAGAGCUGCUGAAUAAAAAGUGAAAUAAAAAACGCAAAUAAUGAAAACCAGUUGCAGAUUGUCCAAGAAUAUCAUUCUCCACAUCAUACUAAAAGUUAAUUUAAAGGUAAACAACCCUUUUAACUUAGCUUAGUUUUUGUACAAGUGGCAUAUAGAAAAUAUAGAAAAUGGCGUUUACAGUUAGAGAGCUCUUUUAAUAUUGUAUUAUGCAAGUUCAUUCUACUGUGCACUGUUUGAGAAAUGUUAGCAAUUUAUUCUUAUUUGUGAAAAUCCAGAAAAUCCAAAAGAAAAAGUUUUGUGUAAAUAUAAUUUUUUUUUUUCCUAUUUAGGAGAAAGCCCACUUGAAAAACUUCUGCAGUCUUUAGGGGUGGCAGAAGUCUGGUCACUAACACUGUGCAGUGUUUUUUUUAAUUGUUUGCCUUUGUAUUUUGCUUCUCUGAGACUUUGAGAUUUUGUUUUGCCUUAUAACUGGUCAGUGACACCCAGCAAAUUGCUAAGCAUUUGAAGGUCAGGUUUAUAUCAUUAUUAUUUUUACUUUAUUUUUUUUUUAUGCAAAAAUGAUUUUAUUGAUGACAAUUUCAGUUUACAUCAUUUUCCAUAACAUUAACUACUCAAAACAUUAUUGUACAAUAACGGGAUAAAAUAAUAAUCUCUCUAAUGCUUUA